Messenger RNA from Candidula unifasciata, 2170 nucleotides. NCBI's taxonomy places the organism in Eukaryota, Metazoa, Mollusca, Gastropoda, Stylommatophora, Geomitridae. The record is from the annotation of a GenBank genome assembly.
AUGUCUAUGGAAAAGAUGAGAAACCUUGGAGGAGAUGGGCCUCCAAAGCAAUCAGGCCAGAGACGACGUUUGUUUCGUCUGCGAAAACCUCAGCUGGACACUGAGAAACGAUUUGAUAUUGAAACGAUCAGCUCAUUCAAACAGAUGCCAUCAUUUCUUCCCAAGCACUUUGUCACGAGGAGACCACUCAUGGGAGCUUGUUGUUCAUGCAUGCCACAAAGCCGGAGAGAGUUCAUGUCAGGAGAGCUGCGGGAGUUAGGAAUGCGGAACAUUCUUGAUGUCAGAACAGAAAUGGCCAACACUGGCUUCUUGUCAAGAUGUUUUGCAGAUGAAGCUUAUGCACUCAGACAUCCUCUGCUUAGUAAAUAUCCAGAUUUGACUAAAUCCGUCCUGACCAGUCCACGAGUGGUACAUGCUAUAGAAUUAACAGCAGAACAAGUCAUACAGUCCACUCAUGGAGAUCGAGACUAUUUGUUUAAGCAAAUUUCUAUGAUUGAGAAACAGUGUGUAAAGACAAUCAAUAAAAUGAAAGCUUCUGUUUCUUGCAUAUUCAUAAAUUUUACUGCCUGGUUCCUGACAAAGUUUUUAUCAAAAUUUCUGAGAAGUGUUCAAGUAUGCCGAGGACAAAUGAUGGUGGUGAAACAAGCUAGUCAGAAAGGAAUCCCAAUGAUUUACUUACCUCUUCACCGCAGUCAUCUAGAUUACAUUUUAGUGACAUGGAUUCUGUGGCACUACGACAUUCGUGCACCCUUCGUUGCUGCAGGCGACAACAUGGACAUUCCAUUCUUUAAUGUGCUUAUGAGAGGUCUUGGGGGAUUCUUCAUUCGUCGCCGUUUAGAUACAAACUUAGGACAGAAAGACCUUGUGUACAGAGCUUUAUUGCAUGAGUACAUGACCAAACUUUUGAGCCAUGGAGAAGGUCUAGAGUUUUUCAUCGAAGGAGGCAGAACACGGACAGGGAAAGCUGUCAUUCCCAAAGGAGGACUACUGUCGGUUGUUGUAGAAGCUUGUAAUGAGGGUGAAAUCUCAGAUGCAUUAAUUGUGCCAGUGACAUUCAGCUAUGAGAAAAUCAUAGAUGGGAACUAUUGCAGGGAGCAGAUGGGUCAGAAGAAAGUGAGGGAGACAUUCUGGGGAGCAGUGAAGGCCAUUUUUCGAGUCAUGUUCAAUACCUACGGCAGUGUCAGGGUGGACUUUGCACAGCCCUUCUCUCUGAGGGAAUUUCUUGCCCUCAGUAGAGCAAACCCUUACCACCCACUUACUGCACCUUCUGCUCCUGCACGGCUGCUGACAGACUUUGGAGCAUCAUAUCCCAACUUCUCCCAGACACUUCUGUCUACAAACGGAGAAGCUGAAAUCACCAGGAUGAUUGUGAAAGCACUUGCAGACCAUACAGUUUACACUGCUGACCAUAGUACCCCACCGAUGGCCACCCACCUGAUCGCAUUCCUCAUGCUAACCAAAUACAGACAGGGUGUGUAUAUGAGAGAACUAGUGAAGGGUGUCCACUGGAUCAUCAGAGAGCUCCAUGCCAUACAGACAGAUGUUGGCUUCUGUGGACAGAUCGAGGACGUGAUUCUCUAUGCCCAGGAGUUGCUAGGGGAUCAUCUCAUCAGCAAACAAUGGCAUGAGGAAAAUGGAGAUUUGAAAUUAUACCCCAGUCUUUCACUGCCAUUUGUGUUUGAACUCAACUACUAUUCCAACCUGGUCACUACUCACUUUGCUUUGGAAAGCAUACUGGCCACAGCUGUGAUGUGUGAAGGCCACCUGUCGCUGUUUCAUCUUCCAACAUUGAGUCCUGCAUCUGAAAUAAAAGUUGUCCGAGAAAAUGUAUUGGAUUUAGCUGAAGAGCUCUGUUUGAUUAUCCAUAAUGAAUAUAUUUUUGUGCCUCCGUGUGAAAAUCUGAGCACAGUGUUGUCUGGAACUCUAGAGUCUUUCAUUUCGAAGGAAAUAUUGUCAACAGGGGACUAUGCAAAGGUUAAUGUUGAAAAAAGUGAUGUCAGAGAACGCUUACAUUUCCUUGUAUCAGUCUUGGGCCCCUUGUUUGAAUCCCAUCUGUUGGUGGCCAGAUAUGCUCUCAGUGAGCUGACAGCAGAGCUAACAGAAGAAGACUUUUUGUCUGCAGUUGGAGAAUAUGCUCGAAAAAGAGAAAAGGAAGGCCUUGCUAUAUUCA